AUGGCCACCGCCGAAACAGUACUAGACAGUGUUGGGGACGAGAAGACAGUCCGAGUGUUCGGCCAUGAAAUGCCCAAAUCCCUAUUCAUUGUUCGAGUAUUCUACCUACUUUACUAUGCCUCUUUCGGCUCCUUAUUCCCACUACUGGCCGUCUACUUCAAACAACUUGGUAUGACACCGGGACAAGCUGGUCUACUGUUGGGAAGUCGACCAUUGAUAGAGUUCUUAUCAGUGAGGUUUUGGAGUGUCUUUGCUGAUUAUUUCAAAAAAGGUAGGCUGUGGAAUUUGAAAAAUGAUUGGGGAUGUUAUAGUAGGUUGUUCAAAUAAUUCUGUGCCGUCUUUAGGUUGUUCAAAUAAUUAGGUGCUUCCUUUAGGUUGUUCAUUUAAUUAUUAAUUAUGUACCCUCUAAUCCCGGAAAUUUUCUUUGAGGGCGCAAAAUUAUUUGAGCAAGCGAAUAUGUAGUAGUCGAAAUAGUGUAUUUGGCUGUCAGAUUGAAGCUAAACACGUGGCUUUCUAGGAACUUUUUGACCAAAAAUAAGGUUUUUUAUUUGCUUGUUAACCAAAAAUCUGCUUUUCUUGUGAUUUUCUUACCUAAAAUUCUGUUUUAAAGUCGUUUUUUGACCGAAAAUUCUGUUUUUUAUUUAUUUUUCGAGCUAAAAUAAUAUUUUCUAUUCAUUUUUUGAAGAAAAAAAUUAUUAAAAACCGUUUUCCAUCUAAUUUUGGACCGGAAUCGAGCUUUUGUUAACUUUUCUGUUUUAAAACCUAUUUUCUAUUCAUUUUUCGACCUAAAAUAAGGUCUUUGGUCUAAAAUUAGGUAGUUGAUCUAAAAUGAGGUCUUCGAUCUCAUAUAGGUUGUUCAAAAAAUUCUGUACCACCUCUUAAAGCAAAUUUUAGAGUUCAGGGGAUGCAGAAUUAUUUGAACAACCUAGUAUAAUAUUUCUUUUUCGAAAAUUGAAUUUUCAACUUAAUUUUUUAUCAAAAACCUGAUGUUCUAUCAACUUUUCGGCCUAAAUGAAAUUUUCCGGCAUGUCUUUUACCUAAAAUAAUGUAGUCUAUUAUCUAUUAUUCGUAUUUUACAAUUCAAAUCUCCUAAAACAAUUAAUUUUUCUAGGCAAACUCCUGCUCCUCUUUUCCUUAGGCACUUUUAUCGUGUUCACCUUGGCAAUUGGCUUCGUACAACCGGCUACACCGUUUUGUGUUGUAUUAGAUAAGAAUAGUUCUGGUGGUGAAUGUAAACUGCUUCGUCCGGCUAGCGAGAUCAUUCGAGGCGGUGCCAUCGGCUUCUUCAAGCAAGCAGCCGGCUUUGGGAGGAGAAAGCGACGAGAUGUACCUAAUCGUAAGUGUUUAUAUUGAUUUUUUUUGGUUUUAGAGGCGGAGACAGUGCUUGGAGGGGUAAUUUCCAUAUUUUUAUAAAACGGGGUGGAUCCAAUGAAACUUUUUUUUGAGAAUCGACAGGGGGAACCACGUUCAAAUUUUAUUUUAAAAAAAUAAUUUUUUGGGGGGGGGGGGAAGAUCUCAAUUUUUUUUUCAAAUCGAUAACAUAAUCUAAUCUCAAUCUUCCAGAAAUCAUCGACAAAAUCAUUGACCUCAGCAGCUACGAUGAUGAAGAUGAUCGUGUCAUCGGCAAAGCUCCAGAAUACGUGACUCCGGACAAAGUUUGUAACUACGAAGAAGAUCAGUAUGGUAUCCUCGUCAGUCCUCCACAUAGUACUCGAGUCUACAAGGAGGCUGGUGUUGAGCAGGCAUUCAUGUUGUUAUGGCUCCUAGUGGCUUUGGGCGAACUGUUCUCAUCACCAGCUAUUGCCAUUGCUGAUGGAUAUACGUUGGGGAUUUUGCCGGAGAAAAAGGAGGUGGGUCCGAAAGUUUGUAGAAAGUUUGGUUUUAGGUCAAAAAGUAGCUAGAAAAAUAAACUAUCAGUCUACAAAGCAUUAAAAUUUUACAAUUUUCAAAAAAAAAUUUCAGUUUGGAAAGAUCCGCCUUUUCGGCUCAGUAGGCUGGGCCUUGGCCAUGUUAGUGAUGGGUAUUGGCCUGGACUACUCUGACACCUUCCGCAACCACCCAUGCCCAACCAACAAUACCACAGAAAAAAACUACACCCUAUGUUUCGUAGCAUGUACCAUCUUUGCAUUAGCGUCCAUGGCCAUAGCCACUCAAUUCAAGUUCAGUCCAAGCCAGGAUCAUAGGCCGGACGAGAUUGGCGGCUUAGUGAUGGACACGAGGUUGGAGGAGGUGGACCCGGCCAUUGCGCAGAAGGCAAGGGGCAAACAACUUCAGGCGGAUGCGAACAAGGAGCAGGCGGCGUGGAUGCAGGCGCUUAAGGCAAUGAUGAACAUCCACUUUGUGCUGUACAUGUUGGCUGUGGUUUGUGUUGGCAUUGGAGCUGGCAACAUCUUUGCUUUCUUGUUUUGGCAUAUGCAGGUAAGGGUUUUUUGGAAUUUUAAAAAAUCUUGAAAAAAACUUUUCUGGUCAACAGGGGGGACCAAGCUGAUUUUUUUGAGUAAAGUUUUUUUCCUGGGCAGUGAGGGGAAGAAGGGCUAAAAAUAAUUUUUUUUUCAUUUAUUUUGACCAAGCCUAAAAUUUGGUUUAAAAAAAUUGGGCGGGGUAUUAUUUUAUUUUUAGGGUGUUUGCCGAAAACUUUAAAAAUAUUUUAUCACCUUCAUUUCAGGACCUUGGAGGUCAUCCAAUAUUGUUUGGUAUCUGCUCGGUGGUUAAUCAUGCUGCUGAAAUCGCAGCUUACUUCCAUUCAUUUAAAUACAUUAACCAGUACGGCUAUGUUAAGGUAGGUCUUUUCAUUUUGUUUUGGUUUUUAGAUAUGUAAAGUAAGGUAAGACGAAGAAGGGUAGGGCUGAGAAAGAGGUAUAUAGAGUAAGACGGACUAGGGCAGGGCUAUUGUAAGGCUAUGACAAGCCUUGGUAGGGCUGAUGGCAGAGAUAUCGUAGGUUAAAGGGAUGGUUACCGUAAGGUAGGGUAGAGUAGGGCUUUCAAAUUAAAAUUUUUAAAACGGUCGUAUCAACUUACCUUCCAAAAUAACUUUCCAGACAAUGUACGCCUGCCUGGGAGCCAACGCCGUCAGAUUCCUGUUGAUAUCGUGGUUCUCGAACCCAUGGCUCAUUGUUCCACUACAGGCCGUCCAAGGCGUUACCCUAGCCGUAGUUUGGUCCAUGGCUUCAUCCUACGUCUCUAUUGUAUCUCCAGCUCAUUUAAAACCGACCAGUCAAUACAUUCUGUCGCUUUUAUACAAUGGAAUUGGCAAAGGUCUGGGCCCGAUCGUUGGCGGCAUGAUAAUCACUUCUUCUGGUAGGCUUCUGGGCUUAUUGUAGCUUCUAAACCUAACAAUUUUAAACUUUAAAUAACUGUAAUAUACAUUAUGAAUCUACAGUAUAACUAAAAUUAUAAUACAAACCUGUUUACCAUCAAAAAAUAAUUAGAAACAACAAAGAAUUGCAUUAACGUAGGUGUACUUACUAUAAUAUAACCGUAACUUUUCAGGAAGUCGCUUCUUGUUCGUCAUGAUAGCCCUGUUCAAUGCUGCAGUACUAGGAGCAAUGUAUGGAAUUAACAGAGCGUUGAAAUAUGAUGGCAUCAAGUACCAAAAUCAGUUUGAAGAUGAAGAUGGUGAUGCUCUUGGUGGUAAGUAUAAUAUUAUUGAUAUCUUUGGGAAAAACAUCGGAAAUGACAUGACAUUUUAGUACUAUGGGUCAAAUUGAAUUUACUACAUAUUAACUACAAUUUUUAAAUCUUACAAAAUAUUAGUGAAAAAUGGCAGUUUUUAUGAUUUUCUGCUGCGCCCUAGCAUUUGCAGACUGCGAGUCUUUUUAUACGAUAAAACAUAUCCAACUAGGAAAAACAUGUAAAAAAGGAAAAAAUGCGAAAGAAAAUAAAAAUUUGCAUAAAUCUGUAAAAAUUUUGAUUUUUGUUAUUUUGCCGCUUCAGCGCCUCAAGGCCUGCCUCUUCACUCGGAUCCAAACAAAAUCACCGAAGCCUUCAACCAAACCACGAUCAACAACGCCAAUUAUGGCACAAUCGAGGAAAGCAAUCCACAAGAUGAUGCGUACGAUCGCUACGUCAGUAAUCCAUUCAAAUAACUCUCAACAAAUUCACUUUUUAAUCGUGCAAUACCGCUAUUUUCAAAUUUUUGGUAAAUUUCUAUUAUCGAGUACUACUUGGUUUUCGUGUCAGUCUAGGCAGUAUAGUGACCUUUUUUAAUUGGACUUGAAUAAAUAUGAUAAAGAAAAGUGUGUUUUGUUACUUUGUAAAGUUUGACGGGUGUUGGCAAGAGUAGUUUUACUUUUUGAAUAUUGAUUUUUAUAUUGUUGCUUCAAAUUUAGGUACGAAUAACAUUAAUUUGCUAUUGCAAAGCUUAAUUGAAUUUCAACUUUGUUAAGACGAUGGUUUUCUUGAUAAUUUUAGGCAAAAACGUUCUUAUUUUAAAGUUUUUACCUUUUCGAAAUUCAAAAAAAAUUUAAAAAUUGUUAUUUUUGGAUAAUUUCAUUUGAAUUUCUCAAAAUUCGAUAAUUUUUCGAAUUUUCAAAAUUUGCAUAUUUCGAAUUCAAAGUCUUCGUAAGCUGAAAACGGCGGUGAUAGCUCAUUUGAUCACUUUCACAUUCCAGGAGGCGGCCGGGAUGGCUCCGUAUUUUAUCGACGUGGCACUUUCCUUCUGUUCCGUGCACGGUGGUCGACACCAAGCGUCUUCCCAUGGAUCAGCGACCGGAAGGUUUCUCUAUUGGCCGUUCUGUACCAAAUCAAGAAGUGCCAUUCUCGAUGCGGACGGUGAAACCUUUUCCAACUCGGUUGAAGCUUGGGAGAAGAUCUCGUAG
Bursaphelenchus okinawaensis is the source of this 4817-nucleotide messenger RNA. The record is from the annotation of a GenBank genome assembly. Lineage: Eukaryota; Metazoa; Nematoda; Chromadorea; Rhabditida; Aphelenchoididae.